GGGCCAAUUUCCCUCCAUAAUUGACAUGAGUAUUUAUCACACUUAUUAAACAGCUUGUAAUUUCGUGGAAACUGUUAAAAUGGAGGAAUCACUUUCCCUUUCAAACAAUACUGAAAAAGCAUUUAUUAAUGGCGUUAGGUACCUUUUUACCUCCACCAAUCCAAUCCAUUGCCUUCGAUUUUCCACUAAGAAUCAAAUUCCUUCCUUAUCUCCAUUAACGGUCCCAAAAUUCACUCAAAUGAACUAAAAAUGGGUAACACUUUCAGAUCUACAUUUCAUAAAAAAACUAGUCGAAGCAGUAGUAGUGAUUGCAAUUCUUCUAGAGGAUCGACGAGUCGAGAGAUUUCUUCUUUUCCAUCUUCGUUUAAUGAGAAUUUCAGUUCAAUUCCGGCGAAGGAUUUGUCUUUCGGUUCGGGUUCUGUGAAUUCGAAGAAGGAUUCGAGUAAUUGCAGUGAAAAGGAACCGGGUUCUGUGAAUUUGAAGAAGGAUUCGAGUAAUUGCAGUAAAAAGGAAACGGAGAAGACGAUGAAGGAUAAGAAGAACAAGUAUUACUAUAUUCCGGAUAAUUUCAAAUCAGUUGAUCAGGUAACUUUAGCUCUGAGAGAAUCAGGGUUGGAGUCAUCAAAUUUGAUUAUUGGGAUUGAUUUCACGAAAAGUAACGAAUGGACAGGUAAAGUUUCGUUCAACAACAAGAGCUUGCAUGCUAUAGGCAACUCAGUCAAUCCAUAUGAGAAAGCCAUAUCUAUCAUCGGAAAGACAUUGUCUCCAUUUGAUGAAGACAAUUUAAUUCCUUGUUUUGGGUUUGGUGAUGCGACCACGCAUGAUCAAGACGUGUUUAGCUUUCAUAGUGAUCACUCUCCUUGCCAUGGCUUUGAAGAAGUCCUAGCUUGCUACAAGAAAAUAGUUCCAAAUCUGCAAUUAUCUGGGCCAACAUCUUACGGGCCAGUAGUAGAUGCUGCAGUAGAUAUAGUAGAGAGAUCUGGUGGACAAUACCAUGUUUUGGUUAUCAUUGCUGAUGGCCAGGUUACCAGGAGUGUCAAUACUAGUGAUUCGGAACUCAGCGAACAAGAAGAAAACACAAUUAAGUCUAUCGUUACUGCCAGCAUGUAUCCUCUCUCCAUUGUACUUGUUGGAGUUGGCGACGGACCUUGGGAAGACAUGCAAAAGUUUGAUGACCGUAUACCUGCUCGUGAGUUUGAUAAUUUUCAGUUUGUGAAUUUUACUGCUAUCAUGAAAAAAAAUACAAGUGAUUCGGGAAAAGAAGCUGCUUUUGCUCUUGCUGCACUCAUGGAGAUCCCUAUCCAAUAUAAAGCAGCUAGAGAACUUGGUCUGCUUGGAAAAAGGACAGGUAAGGCGAAGAAGGUAGUUCCAAAGCCGCCACCAGUCCCUUACAGUCGCCGUAUGGCAACCCCAACUCGACAUCAAAGCAGUUUUUCAGGAUCGCCGCAAAAUGAACAGAAUCAAGCUUGCCCAGUUUGUCUAACUGGUACUAAAGAUAUGGCUUUUGGUUGUGGACAUAUGACCUGCAGAGAAUGUGGUCCAAGAGUGUCGGAUUGUCCAAUUUGUCGUAGACGAAUAACUAGUCGUAUCCGGUUAUACACUUAAAAUAGAUACUUAAAUGACGGGUGUAUGUAAAUAUAUGUUGUAUAUUUCUCGAGUUUAACUUUGCUUUUAUGUUGAUAAUGUAAAGAAUUUCUACAUUAUCACGUUAUUUUUACUUAUCUGUAGUAAGUAGGUAACUUACCUUAAUUUUAAAAUUAUAAACUCUACGUUUGUUAGAGUGUUAUCUAUAAACAUAUCAAUUUUGUUUAUUGUUAA
Solanum lycopersicum (tomato) is the source of this 1818-nucleotide messenger RNA. RefSeq names its product E3 ubiquitin-protein ligase RGLG4. Gene Ontology annotation, cellular component: nucleus. The record is from RefSeq and is a predicted model, not a curated record. Gene Ontology annotation, biological process: protein ubiquitination. Gene Ontology annotation, molecular function: ubiquitin-protein transferase activity. NCBI's taxonomy places the organism in Eukaryota, Viridiplantae, Streptophyta, Magnoliopsida, Solanales, Solanaceae.